Molecule: messenger RNA, 534 nt
Organism: Rhipicephalus microplus (southern cattle tick)
Lineage: Eukaryota; Metazoa; Arthropoda; Arachnida; Ixodida; Ixodidae
Product: ATPase inhibitor mai-2, mitochondrial
Biological process (GO): negative regulation of ATP-dependent activity
Cellular component (GO): mitochondrion
Molecular function (GO): ATPase inhibitor activity
Source: RefSeq, a predicted model, not a curated record
UAAAAGCAGCACUUAACUUUCUGCGAAGGUGUUCUCUGGCAUCACUGGCAAAAUGGCGUUGCAGCAAACUAGCCGGGUCGUGAGGAGCUUGAGAUUUCUGCCGUGUUUAAGCCAAACUCGGUUUUCACAGUCACAGUCCGGCGAAUGGGGCAGUGGCUCUGGGAAGGGUGGCGGCACCGGUGGCAGCGUCCGUGAAGCUGGCGGUGCCUUUGGCAAGAUGGAGGCGGCUAGGGAGGAAGAGUACUUCCGCAAGCUGCAAGCUCAGCAAAUUGAGGUGCUCAAGGGGCACAUUGAAGAUGAAAUCAAGCAACACGAGAAACUUAUCAAGCAGCACCAGGAUGAGAUAGAGAGGCACAAGAAGAAGAUUCGGGACCUCAAGGAACACUGAGCUGGGGAUUUCGGGCUCGGGCCCCUCACUUAUUCCGUUUUUUGUUAUUUUUUCCCCAGUUACCUGCUGUACGAGAGGAACAAGGAGCAACCUCUUUGAGCUGUGUUUUUGUAGCUAGGGCAGAGUAAAAAAGUUGCAAGAUUGCA